GGUUUUCGGUUAUUUAUUCGAACAUUGAGAAAUCACUGCAGUUCAUCUUUCAGAACCAAAGGCAUAUGGUAUACCAACCCACUAAAUAACAGCAACAUUCGCCACAGUUGUUCGAAAACUGUUGUGGCUAAGGAGACGGUUCUCAUUAUCGCAACACAAAAAUCUUUACAUCCGCUAUUCCGAACCGCUGAUUACGAUCAAUCGUGACAAUGCCUUCCAAAUCUCUUACUACAUUAGCCAUUCUUGGCAUGUCAUUGGUGACUGAGGCAUUCUGGCGCAUGGAGUGCCGCGGUUCCACUGGAUUUGCCCGUAUAGAUCCUAUUGUUGACUUCAACAAGGUCUCUAGUCACGCCCAUGCGGUCCAUGGAUCUUCAGGCUUCAGCACAAGUGCAACUUACGAUGACCUCACCAAGGGUGACUGCACCUCCUGUGCUGUGAAGCAGGACAAAUCAGCCUAUUGGACCCCGGCUAUGUAUUUCCUUGAUGAUCAGACCGGCGAGUUUUCUCCUGUUCCUCAAGUUGGUGGAAUGCUUGCCUACUACCUGCUGCGUGGCGACAAUGUAACCGCUUUCCCGCCCGGUUUCCAAAUGCUUGCUGGAAGCAACUAUCGUCGUGACUACACGGUUGGAGAUCCUUACUCUCCUGACCCACCUCAGUCUAAUUGGGCUGAGCUCAAGCAAACCGGCCAGUCUGAUCUAGAGCAGCGGGCCCUUGGCUUCAACUGUCUAAACUAUAACAAGGCCCCGGAGGCGUCAUUAUACCGCCAUUAUAUGCCGAACAAGACCUUCACCGAUGCCAAUUGCCCUGAUGGUCUCAGACUUGAGAUUAUGUUCCCAUCAUGCUGGAACGGUGAGGUUAGUAGCGACGACCACAAAAGUCAUGUUGCAUAUCCGGAUCUUGUUGGAAAUGGCGUUUGCCCUGACACCCAUACACAACGUCUUGUUACGCUCUUUUACGAGACUAUCUGGGAUACAAAUGCCGCGCAGUUUCAAGGAAAGAGCGGCUCGUUUGUCAUCUCCAAUGGCGACAGAACUGGUUAUGGAUACCAUGGUGACUUCAUGACUGGCUGGGAUCCCGCUUUCCUGCAAGAGGCUAUUGAUACUUGUACCAACCCAUCUGGAGAGCUCUCAGACUGUGGGGUUUUCACUAGCAAUGGACCACUAUUGUCGGAGGAUGAGCAGAGGGACUGCAAAUUUAAAACCCCCCUAGUAUUAGCUGCAGAAAACGUCGUUGCGAAGACUAUGCACGAGCUUCCAGGAGGUGUCCAAAUUCAAGACGGACCUGAAUCGGCUACGCCGGCGGGCAGCCCUGUCGAUCAUUUUACGAGCGUGCUUGGUGGUAUCUUCGGUGGUGACAGUACUACCAUCACUACAUCUUCUAGCGUCCCGGCGCCUGCUCCCUCCACCACCACUGCCCCUGUUGCUACAACUUCGUCCGAUAUCCAGUCAGGAGGCGCAUUUAUCGAGGAUCCAGCUUCGGCCACGCCAUCAGCCCCUGACUUUGGUGCAGCCGACAUUCCAUCAACCACUACCUCUACAUCGACUCUGACAACGCCCUCAACUACUUCAACUCCAUUGGUUUCCUCGACCUCGACCUCGUCCUCUUCGUCCUCGGCUUUACCAACGACUACUUCUGCGCCUCCUGUUACGUCAGAACCGGGCGUGUCUUAUGAAGUUUAUAGCACACAAACUAUCACUAGCGCAGGUCUGGUAGAGGAGAUCGUGUGGAUGCAGCCGGUCGUCUACGUGACAGAGGACUCUGUUACUACUGUGACCAUUCCCGGUCCCGCCCCGCAGAAAUUUAAGAUGGCCCGAGAUCAUGUUUUGCAACAUCGUCAUAACCACGGCCGUCGCGGGUACUAAGCGGCUGCUUAAGAUACACUACCAUUUGUUUCUGUGAAGAUACUUUGGGCCAUAAGGGAGGAUACUACGCUUACAGUCGCUGGCUGAUUACAGUCUAUCUGGGAUUUUUUUUCGGUACAUGUUGAUUGCUUCUGGACUCUUUGGGAAGAGUACAACCAUAUGAAUCGAAUUGAGUGAGCUUCGAGCUUAAGAGGUUCGUCUGUGAAGCGUUUUAUGACUGAGUGGUGGCUCUGGUAUGACC
Molecule: messenger RNA, 2103 nt
Organism: Xylaria bambusicola
Lineage: Eukaryota; Fungi; Ascomycota; Sordariomycetes; Xylariales; Xylariaceae
Exons: 4
Coding region: 210-1862 (550 amino acids)
Source: RefSeq, a predicted model, not a curated record